CGGGGGCCUCCACGUGGUCCCGCCUGGCGUCGCCGCGAUGGGGAAGGCGCGCAGGAGGCGCAACUGGAAAGCGCGGCGGCCGGGCGAGCCGCCCCCGGAGCCGGAGCCGGUGCAGCUGGAGCUGGGCGAUGGAGCCCCCAUGAAAGGUGUGGAUGCAAGCAACGCUCUGGUCCUUCCAUCACGAAAAACCAAAGAGAAAAAAAUAAGUUAUGAAAAGGGCCCAGAAAAGAAACCCCUGAGCAAGAAGCAAAAGAAAACUCUGCAGAAGGUUUUGGAACAAAAAGCCAAGAAAGAAAAGCGAGCUGAGUUGCUGAAAAAGCUGAGCGAAGUCCAGGCACCUGAGGCCGAAAUGAAACUGCUGUACACCACUUCUCAGCUCGGGACAGGAAAGCGGAUGUACCAGGUCAAACGGGCCGUCCAAGAAGCAAGUGUUGCUAAUCCGGAAAAAAUCAGAAGUGUCGGUGGUGCAAACAGGAAAAGACGCAAACCGGACCUGGAGGAGCUGGAGGAGGAAACAGGAAGUUCGAGUGAGGAAGAGGAGGAGGAGGAGGCGGUGGCGGCAGAAGAAGAACAAAUCCAAAAGACCCCCCAAGAAGCUCCUGGCACUGGCACGCCACUCACAGAGCCAGCAAAAGCUGCGGCAGCGGCACCCGCCUUGCCGAAGCACAGCGGCCCAGCCGGCAAGCCAGCGUCCAGUCCUGUCGUCUUCAUCCCAGUAGACCGAACCCCCGAGAUCCAGGCAGCCAGGCUGAAGCUCCCAAUUCUGGCAGAAGAACAAGUCAUCAUGGAAGCCAUCAACGAGAACCCGGUUGUUAUCCUGUGUGGCGAAACCGGCAGUGGUAAAACCACACAAGUGCCUCAAUUUCUGUAUGAAGCGGGAUAUGCCAGCUCCGGCAGCAUCAUCGGGAUCACGGAACCGCGGCGUGUGGCAGCCGUGUCGAUGUCGCAGCGCGUCGCUGUAGAGAUGAGCCUGUCGCAUCGAGUAGUUUCAUACCAAAUCCGUUAUGAAGGGAACGUGACCGAAGACACCAAAAUCAAAUUCAUGACGGAUGGUGUGCUGUUGAAAGAGAUUCAGAAGGAUUUCUUACUUUCCAAGUACCGAGUCAUCAUACUUGACGAAGCCCAUGAGAGAAGUGUAUACACAGAUAUCUUGAUUGGCCUUUUAUCUCGCAUUGUACCUCUUCGGACCAAGAAAGGGCAGCCGUUGAAACUGAUCAUCAUGUCCGCCACACUGCGUGUGGAAGACUUCACCGCCAACCAGAAGCUGUUUCCCACGCCUCCUCCCGUCAUACAGGUGGAUGCAAGGCAGUUUCCUGUCGCUGUUCAUUUUAACAAGAGGACCCCGCUGGACGACUACAGCGGGGAAUGCUUCCGGAAAGUCUGCAAGAUUCACCGAAUGUUACCCCCCGGGGGUAUUUUGGUGUUCCUCACCGGCCAGGCUGAGGUGCACUCGCUGUGCCGAAGGUUGAGGAAAAUGUUCCCUUUCCACAAAAACUUACCUCAAGGUACUGAAGAUAAGGAAGAUUCUGUCGAAGAAAUGCGAAGGUUUAAGAAAUCCAAGCAGCAAAAGCAAGCAGUGUUACCCAGGAUUAAUUUGGACAACUACUCCGUUUUGCCAGUUGAUGAGGGAGAUGAGGACAGAGAAGCAGGAGAAGAUGACGACAAAGAUGUUGACAUGGCAGGCUCUGACCUUGACUUAGAAUUGGGGGACAACGGCUUAGAUGAAGAUGAGAGACAGGAAUCCUCCCUCCCACUCUACGUUCUGCCCCUCUACUCCUUGCUGGCACCUGAGAAACAAGCCAAGGUUUUCAGGGCCCCUCCCCCUGGGACAAGGUUGUGCGUUGUCGCUACCAAUGUGGCCGAGACGUCUCUCACAAUCCCCGGCAUCAAGUACGUGGUUGACUGCGGGAAGGUCAAGAAGCGCUUCUACGACAAAAUCACCGGAGUCUCUUCUUUCAAAGUCACUUGGACGUCACAGGCCUCUGCCAACCAGCGGGCGGGCCGAGCGGGACGGACCGAGCCUGGGCACUGUUACAGGCUGUAUUCCUCGGCUGUCUUUAGCGACUUCGAAAAGUUCUCUGCUCCAGAGAUCACCAGGAGACCUGUGGAAGAUUUAGUUCUGCAGAUGAAAGCUCUGAAUAUAGACAAGGUGAUCAAUUUCCCCUUUCCUACACCACCAUCCACUGAUGCCCUUGUAGCAGCAGAGGAGUUGCUGAUCGCUCUGGGGGCCCUGCAGGAACCCCCCAAAACUGGAAGGCUGAAGAAGCUGCAGGAAGCCAAGCUGAGCAGCCCCAUUAGCCCUCUGGGGGCCACCAUGGCAUCCUUCCCUGUGGCCCCCCGCUAUGCAAAGAUGCUUGCCUUGAGCAGACAGCACGAUUGCCUGCCCUACGUUGUCACCUUGGUGUCGGCCCUGACAGUUCGGGAGCUCUUUGAAGAAUUUAACAGACCUGGCGUUAGCGAAGAAGAGCAGGAGAAGCUGAAGGGGAAGCGAGCACGAGUGGUGCAGAUGCAGCGGAUCUGGGCAGGACAAGGGCCCUCCCAGAAGCUGGGCGAUCUCAUGGUGAUGCUAGGAGCCGUGGGGAGCUGUGAAUACGCUGGGUGCACAGCCGAGUUCUGCGAGGUGAACGGCUUGCGCUACAAAGCCAUGGUGGAGAUCAGGCGCCUGCGUGGGCAGCUGACAACCGCAGUGAAUGCCAUCUGCUCGGAUGCCGACCUCUUCGUGGACCCCAAAAUGAAGCCCCCGAGUGAGAUGCAGGUGACCUUCCUGAGGCAGGUAGUCCUGGCUGGGCUGGGAGACCACGUUGCUCGGAGGAUCCAGGCUGAGGAACUUCUGGAUGAGAAAUGGAAAAACGGCUACAAGACACCGCUUCUGGACGAUCCGGUCUUCAUUCACCCCAGUUCUGUCCUCUUCAAGCAACUCCCAGAGUUAGUGGUGUAUCAAGAGAUUGUGGAAACCACCAAAAUGUACAUGAAAGGCAUUUCAGUAGUUGAACCAGAAUGGAUCCCGCUGCUUCUGCCUCCGUAUUGCCACUUCGGAGAUCCCCUGGACAACCCUCCCCCAUUUUACUGCCCUGAAAGAGGCCAUGUUCGAUGCCACAGACCAAGUGCAUUCUAUCGAAUAGGCUGGCAGCUUCCUGCAGUGGAAGUAGAUUACCCCGAAGGCAUUGAACGCUACAAAUAUUUUGCCAAGUUUUUAUUGGAAGGAAAGGUCAUUAAAAAGCUGGCCACCUACAGCCGCUGCUUACUGUCCAGUCCAGUCACAAUGUUGAAAUCCUGGGCCAAGCUGCAACCAAGGACAGAAUUCCUACUGCAAGCGCUCGUCUCCAAAAAUGUCGACAACCGGGAUGCUCUGCUUAUCGCCUGGAAGAAGGACCCUAAAUUUUUAUUGAAAGAAUAUUGCCACUGGAUUCCAGAAGUUACACAUGCAGAGGUCGCGAAAAUCUGGCCACCUGUCCUGUGACAUGGAGAGCAAGCCGUCCUUCGGCUUGAGCCCUCGGUCAGCUCCCCCUUGCACCAACACCUUCCUGGCAUUAGUGUCAGCCGUGAGAAAGGAGAACAGCCCUCGUGUGUGCAAAACAAACCGAGGUGGUCCCGUGCGUGCAUAGGAUGCUUGCCUUCCGCUGGGCUGGAUGAAGAAACACGGGGGAGAUCUUGUUAUAGGAAGCAAAAUCCCUGUGCAGCCCAGGGACUUUCUUGCUGCUGAUACCUGUUGGCUGUUCUGGAGCCAUUUGGGUCUGAAGAACAGCAGAAAAAUGCUCUGCAUAAAACAAACUUCCAGUUUAUGAUUCAUCUUCCAAGAAGGUUGUCUCCAGAUCAAACCUGGAUCAUCUCUUCGCCGUUUUUUUUACUCGUUGCUUCCUUUUUCUCCAAAAAUAAAUGCAAGCAUGUGGCUGGAUCAGGAAGAACGAUCCUUCAUAACAGAUCAGUAGAAGAGAGAUUCUGGUAGGAGAGGCAUUCCUGGCUUGCCAAAACACCCUUUUCCAUCCAACUCUUAAAUGUUAUAAGCCUUUCCUUUUGCAUCUGGUUACCCAGGAACGAGGCUUCAGAACCCCAAUCCUGUGGACCGUUCAAGCCAUGGCACAGUCAAUGAAAUGGGCUUAAUUUUGUUCUUGCUUUUGCCCUGGCCCACUCACAUACAAAGUAACAAUAACAAUGUAAGACAAGUAUAACAUGAACAAAAUCUAAAAUGCUUAACUAGAAUAAACUUGUGAUAAUAUAUUUAAGAUUUGUUUAAAAAUAUAUCACAAACAACUGGCCCAGGACUCAUUCAGACUAAAUCGUGGUUAAUCAACUGUGCUUAGUUAAAACAAGCCAGCCCCAUAAAUUAGGAUUCAUACUUAUUUGGUCUCCUUAUGUGAUGUAUGGACCCUCAUUUUCAUGUGAGCACAUGUGCAGAAGAUUUUUAAUUUGAACAAAAAGUGGUAGAAGCAUUGUCAGUAAUGUUUGGAGGAGAAGUAAUUUUAGCAGAGAAACAGAUGCAGUUUCUAAAUUGCUGCCACACAACUGUGUUAAAAUUCCACUGGCAGCAACGUGGUUGUAGGUGCCACUUUGGGGUCUCAUGCCCUAUAAGUGACAGAAUGCGCCACCCCAACAGCCCCAAUCCAUGCAGUUUUUUUCUGAUCCACUUGUCCAGCUGGGAGGGAGUCGCUGAAGAUCGUGUCGCCGUACUGGUUUGCAUUGGAGAAAUGCAUCAACCUCGUGGAAAAGCGAUUUUCAAAUAGGGAAGCGUCUUCCCUUCUGCAAGGGUGCUUGCACUGGCUAAGUGAGCAGACUUCGAAGUGCCUCUUUUCGGUCGAAAUGACCGCAGAUCCUUCUGAGUGAAUAUUGCGGGUUUUUAACACGCCCUGUAUCAUAAGCUUGUACAUAGUUUUUGGUAUGAGAAUAGGCAGUUUUCCAGAAUAAACUGAUCUUCCUUUUA
Molecule: messenger RNA, 4918 nt
Organism: Varanus komodoensis (Komodo dragon)
Lineage: Eukaryota; Metazoa; Chordata; Lepidosauria; Squamata; Varanidae
Gene: DHX37
Product: DEAH-box helicase 37
Exons: 27
Coding region: 38-3460 (1140 amino acids)
Biological process (GO): maturation of SSU-rRNA from tricistronic rRNA transcript (SSU-rRNA, 5.8S rRNA, LSU-rRNA)
Cellular component (GO): nucleolus; intracellular anatomical structure
Molecular function (GO): ATP binding; RNA binding; ATP hydrolysis activity
Source: RefSeq, a predicted model, not a curated record